UUUUGUGGGCUGUGACAAGGAAGUGCGGUUCACAGAUUGAAGGUAACGUUUUGUAAGUGCUGAAGCUCACUUGUUUUGGACUCAAGCUCUGUGAUGGCAGUGGACUGGAUUGGCUUCAGCUAUGCUGCCACCCUUGUCUUUGGAGGAUUUAUGGGAUACAAGAGAAAAGGCAGUGUGAUGUCCCUGAUGGCUGGUUUAGUUUUUGGUGGAUUAUCUGCUUAUGGUGCAUACAGUAUCUCUAAUGACCCAAAGGACAUCAAGGUCUUAUUGCUGGCCUCGGGAGUCCUCUCAGUCGUGAUGGGAAUGAGAUACAAGAAGUCUGGCAAAAUAAUUCCUGCUGGCAUUAUGUCAGGGCUAAGUUUGUUGAUGGUUUUCCGACUGUUACUGCUCAUCAUGGUGUGAAUGGAGGAACAACACUGACCGGGCUGAGGGCUCUUUGUCUCUCAAUGAACAAACCUUGUUUGAAAGGAAACAUCAUUCCCAGUUAGCAUACUAAAACAAAUCCUCUGCUUUGAACUAUAACUUUGCUGUCAUGUGACCAGGAACCAAAAGCUACCAGUGGGUGUUCAACAGAUUUAAGAUGAACUAGUAAUCUUAUUGCAGUAAAUCUGUUUCGGUGAUCUUAUAUAUAAAUCAUAACAUUUUUUGUAUGUCAGCAUGUGCAGUAAUGUAAAUCUCAUGAUUUAAGAGUAAUUUUCAUGUAGUAUUACCACAGGUUUACUCACAGUGUUGGCAGUGCAGCAGAUGUACACAAGCUUUGUGGGUGCUGUUGUUUGUCUUGGCGGGUUCUUUAAUGAAAAUAAAUAAAAAAUACUCUCUGUUUUGCAGGCUGCUAAACUAUCAAGGUUAUUAAGCUGAAAUAUUCAAAUUACUGAAAGAGGGAACAAGUUUAACACACAAAAUGUGUAUUCUGCUCUUGUGCGGUGUCUUUGACAUUAGACAAGAAUAAAAAUUAAUGUUUGUGAUAAUGUAAUAAUAAAUAAACCAAGGUGAUUCUGAAAA
Micropterus salmoides (largemouth bass) is the source of this 1002-nucleotide messenger RNA. RefSeq lists its product as uncharacterized. Gene Ontology annotation, biological process: regulation of heme biosynthetic process. The transcript is spliced from 5 exons. Gene Ontology annotation, cellular component: mitochondrial membrane. Lineage: Eukaryota; Metazoa; Chordata; Actinopteri; Centrarchiformes; Centrarchidae. The record is from RefSeq and is a predicted model, not a curated record. Bases 94 to 402 code for a protein of 102 amino acids.